Papaver somniferum (opium poppy) is the source of this 1221-nucleotide messenger RNA. RefSeq lists its product as uncharacterized. The transcript has 3 exons. Bases 1 to 1221 code for a protein of 406 amino acids. NCBI's taxonomy places the organism in Eukaryota, Viridiplantae, Streptophyta, Magnoliopsida, Ranunculales, Papaveraceae. The record is from RefSeq and is a predicted model, not a curated record.
AUGGGUAACAUGGAGAUAAUGAUGGAAAGGAUGGAUGCGGUUAUCAUACCUUCAUACGAUGAAGAGUUGGAACAAGUAAAUAUUUUGUUUCCAAAUCAAAGGCCAAGGUACGAUCCAUAUUCAAAUGCUUACAAUCCCGGUUGGAAGGAUCAUCCUAACUUUAGUUAUGUCAAUAAGCAAGUGACGUCUCCUAAUCCAUAUGUGCAACAAGGUGGUUUCCAACAACCACGCUACCAACCUCAACAACAAUUCCAACCACAACAAGUCAAGGAGCAUGAUUUUUCGAGUGAUGACAAGUUCAAUGCGUUAAUGCAAGGAAUGCAAGGUCUUACUUCUAUGUUACAAAAAAACCAACAAAAGACCGAUUCGGCAAUCAAGGCUUUGGAAAUUAAAGUGGGUGGAAAACAAGUAGAGCAACCAAAUCAACAAGAUGAGGUGCAUGAAGAGUUAGUCGAAGACAAAGAGGAAACCACACCAAAGGAGACUUCCAAGAAACCGGUUCCUACUUUCACCAUUCCACCCCCAUUUCCUAGCCGAUUUGCUAAGUCGAAGAAAGAGUUGGAAUACAAGGAUAUUUUGGACGUCCUUAAGAAAGUACAAGUCAAUAUUCCACUCAUUGAAGCUACUCGACAAAUUCCUCGCUAUGCAAAGUUCUUAAAGGAGUUGUGCAUGAAGAAGAAAAGGUUGAAAGGGAAUGAAGUCAUGAGUGUGGGGGAGAAUGCUUCGGCUUUCAUUCUCAAGAAACUCCCACCUAAAUUAAAGGACCCCGGUAGUUUCACUAUACCUUGCACAAUUGGUAAAACAAGGUUUACUCGAGCUUUGCUAGAUUUGGGAGCAUCGGUUAAUGUUAUGCCUUCUUCGAUUUAUGAUUCUUUGAAUCUUGGUCCUCUUAAGGAGACCGGGGUAGUUCUUGAACUUUCUAACCGAUCUAAUGUUUACCCGAAAGGGAUUGUUGAGAAUGUUUUGGUGAAGGUUAAUGAUCUUUUAUUCCCGGCCGAUUUCUAUGUAUUCGACAUGAAUGAUGAGAACUCUCCAAAGUCUACAUCUUUGCUAUUGGGAAUUCUGACAAUGGAUCCUAGUCAAGUAGGCGAAAAUCCUUCACAAGCAGCAUCUGAGCUUAUUACCAAUUCUGAUGUUAAUGGAACUCCAGCUCCAACAAAUGCAACUAUCCGAAAGCCAAAAAGAAAGUUAACAUCUGAGGUAUGGGGUGGUUUUUAUUAG